CGUCCAUCUUAUUUGCAUUCAUCGCGCCACUCUCGACGAAAUGAGAUUCUAUCUGACCUACAGAAAUCAUGGCUUAUACGACCCGGUGCUUGACGACACAGAAGUAAUUUACGUUCCAAUAGACCCUGAUGAGUUAGGAAAUGUAAAUGGACAAGAGAAUAUUCAACGGGAAAAGAAGGAGAUAAUCGAGUGUUAUCAGACGGACUUAGGUACACGUGUGCAACCUGUAGAUAGGUUGAGCAUAGAGCCUGAUGUCGGUAACUUACCUUUACUGGUCAAUCUUGACGAAAUACCUCCAGAGGGAAAAUUCAAGCUGCCUAUUUCUGAACAAUACGACCCUGAUGGAAAACGGGUCAGAUUGUGUAGAAUUAAUGGAAAGAAAGCGGUCAGAUUUGAUCUCAAGCAAAUAAUAAAAGAAGAUUUCGGAGAAAAUGAUAUAUCAGAAAAAAUUCAUAACAUUAUCAGUGAUUUCACAACGGAAUCUAAACUCGAUCAAGAAAGAGCCAUGAAACAAGAUCCAUGUAUAUCCUUCGAACAGAAUGAGGCUACAUAUUUGAAAGUUAUCAAGGAAAGGGCGUUAGAAAUUGUCAGUGACAGUAUAAAUAGGGCAGUAACUGUUGCGAGUGAGGCCAAAGAAAAUAUUAAAAAUGAACUACUGUCAGAAAAAAAUAACUUAUCUGUAUCGAAUGUAAUAAAAGAUUUUGACGUCAAAUUUAAUGAAGUAAACAUUCAAAAGGAAUCUAUCGAAGAGCAAUAUAAGGUAAAUGUAUCUGACGAAAUUAAAAAGUUUGAAAAUAUUGAUAGUCGAAUUGAAAGAAGUGUUGAGGAAAGACAACUACGUACCAAACAAGACAUACAGGAAGCGAUAGAAUCGGGUACCGUCAAUAGAAGAUCUGAAGCGUUCAAAAAAGAAAAUAUCGAACUUAAUGAACCUGUAAAAGUAUAUAAGAAAAGUAGUGUAAUAUCAAAAGCUAUUAAUAAAGAUGAAAAUUUCAAGGACUCGGAAGCAAAACGACGAGUAUUUUCAAUCGGACUACAAACUAUACCAAAUAUUAAAGAAAAGGUUGACGCUAUGCAUGUUAAUUCAAGACUGAAGCUACUAACAACUUUCUUUUUGCAAUUAACUAAUAUAAUGAUCGCGCUGUCCAAGAUUAUAUUGAAACAACCAGUAACAUAUGUGACUCAAACAGAGUACACAAAGAGUAAACAAAAAGAUGUUGCGAAAGAAGACAGGGAAGAUCGAGAUAAUAAAAGCUGGGAGAGUUAUAAUGAUGAAGGACAGGGCUUGAGUAAAUAUAAGUAUGACUACGAUUCACAUGUAAGCGAAGGAGAAUUAAUACGAAAAGGUAAACUGACAGGGGCGAAAAUAGCACAAAUAGAAGGAGGCCUACCAGCUGAUUUAACAGAUAAAAUGGACCUUGUGAUAUCUGAAUUUCAGAAGAGAACAGGUUGCGAAGAACAUACUCGGGAUGAAUUUGAACAGGUUUUUAGGACACAUAGUGAGUCCCGAAGUAAAACGAGAGGUGACGAUUCGUUUUAUAGUGGCACUCGCAGCGAUACAGACACUGGCAGAAGAAAGGUUGUUGAAGACUUCGUUGAAACAAAAACUCAGUCAUAUGAAAUAAAAGAAAUAAAGUCAGAAAAACGUACUUCUGAAUCUAUAUCAAGGACAGAAUCAAAACCGUAUGUCUAUGAGACAAAAGUGGAAGGCGAUAAUUUAACUUAUGUCGCCAUUGUGGAGUCUCACGUUUACACAAAUAAGGAUGCUAUAUUUGAAGAAAAAGUUAUAACUGAUAGUUCAACGAAAUCGGAACGUCUUGAAACUGAAACGCUAGAACUAGACAGAAUUAUUAAAGAUACAACAACGUCGUCUCUUGAAAAAACAAUUUUAAUACCUGAAACUAAAGAAGUAACACUCAAAGAAAAAUACGAAGAGACAAGCGACAUACAAAAAAUUGAAACUGGUUUAGAGGAAGCUUCCAUUAAAGUUGCCGCGAAAAAGAUAAGCGAGGUUCUAGAACCUUUUGUCCAAAUCGCUGCGAAUAAAUCAUAUGCAAAAGAAGCCCAAACCAUUGUGGAGCCUUUUAAUUUAGUAGUUCAAAGUAACGAUGUCACCACCGAAGAAUUUAAACAAUAUUUUGUAGCUACAACUCUAAUGAGCCAAAAAAUAUAUCCGUCUUUAGAGCAACCCACGAAAUCGGUAGUGGAAAUCACAGAAAUAAUAACAGAUGAAAAUGCAAAUCAAGGUGUACAUGUAACCGAUUUAAUUGAGGAAAGGUCUACAGUCCAGAUAGAAGACACAAGAUCAAUAGCGGAAAUCACAGAAAUAUCUCUAACGGAGGAUCAGAAAGAAUCUAAAACGGAUAUUGAAGUAAUUAAAAUAGCAGAAAAAAAUGCUGAUAUCAAAUUUACAGAACUGAAAGCCAUUGAGAAUUCGGUAGUUGAUUUCCAGGAACCUACGCAUACUAUUGAGACACCAAAAACAGAAGAAAAACAGCCAAUCAUUGAAGUUGAAAAUAAAUAUUUAACCGUACCUGAAACCUUUACAGUCCUACCGGAAGAACCCAAGCAAUUAAUAGAAGAAACUCAAAUAAAAACGCAACAAGUUCACGUAGGAGUGAAUGAAUUAGGAGCUGUUGAAACUAUUAUUACUUCCUCAGUGGAACCACAAUUCAAAAGUCUGGAAGUGCCUCCAAUUGUAGAAAAACAACCGAUUGCAACAAUUUCAACGGCUCCAUUAACGGUAGCAGAAAUUAUGACAGUUUUACCAGAUGAGCCUAAAGAUGAAACUUUUUACGUUCCGAAAAUAACGGAAAUUACGCCAUCCGUUGACUUCGAAGCAAAUAGAGCAAUAGAAACUACAACAGUUUGCUUGGAAGAAACUAUAGCUAACAAUUUAGAAUUUGUAAAACUAGCAGAAGAACAAUCUGGUAGAGGAAACGAAGUACCCUCUCUCGUUUUAGCAGAAGUGUGUUCCAUAAUAUCUGAAGAACCUCGGGAAGAAUUUGAAAUUUCAGAUAUCAAGAAUGAAAAGGCUGAAAUAAAGGUGCUAGAUUUCAAAGCAGCGGAAACAAUGAUAGUGGAACCCGAAGAAGGCGAACAAAAUGAGAUAAUUCUAAAAGAGCCAAUAGGCUUUCAACCUAAUCCAUCGAUAGAACCACCUAGUCUGAUGGUAGUUGAAGUAACUACUAUGUUGCCUGAAGAAAUGAAAGGUGCACUAAACGUUCCUGAAGUUAAAACUCAACAAGCUGAAGUAAAAAUACUAAAUUUAAAAGCUGCUGAGACCCUCGUUGUUAAUUCUGAAGAAUCAAAACAGACAGCAUUUAAACCGGAACAGUUGGUAACAGAGCAUCCAAAAACAAAUAUAGAAUUAUCAAAUUUAACUGUACCAGAAAUUUUAGCAACAACAACUGUUGAGACUUCCAACGAAAUUGUAGAUAGUUUGGAAACGACUAAAAUUCUUAAAAAUGAACAACAAAUUUCAAUGGAAGGAAUUGCUUUGAAGGUUGCCGAAGUCACUACAGUUGUACCGAGUGGUCCAAAAGACAAGCCUCUUGAAAUACCUAAGAUAACAGAAUGUAAGCCCUCCAUUGACAUUAUAGGAAUAAGAUCUGCAGAGACUAUUAUGAUACAAGCACAAGAACCAAAAUGUGAAAAGUUGGAUGAUUUUAAAGUUGAAGAAAAACAAGGUAUAACUUCAUCUGAGGAACCACAUUUAACAGUAGCUCAAGUAAUUUCUACGAUACCUGAUGAAGGGAAAGGCGAUUUAAAUGUACCCGAGUUGAAGACCCUGGAAGCUGAAUUGAAAAUAGUAGAUUUAAAGGUUGCUGAAACUACAGUUGUUCAGCCAGAAGAAUCAAAACAAGUGGAAAUUAAAUCUGAACAGCUUGCAGAACGGCGUACAAAAACAAAUAUUGAAUCGAUCAAUUUGUCUGUGCCAGAAACUUUAGCAACGACUAUUGUCGAGUCGUCAAAAAGUCUUGUUGUGCCCUCAAUUUCUAAAAAUGAUCAAAAAGUAUUGACAGAAGAAGUUCUUUUAACCGUAGCUGAGACGACAGCAAUUGUGCCUAGUGGGCCUAAGGAUGAAAUAUUAGAAGUAGCUAAAAUAGAAGAAUGUAAGCCAUCUUUGGAUGUCGUUGACAUAAAAGCUGUUGAAACUAUUUUGGUUCAAUCGGAAGAACCAAAAUUUUCAAACUUAGAAUGUGAAAAAUUAGAUGAGAAACGAUCCGUAACUUCAGUUGUAACUCCUUAUUUGACUAUUGCUCAAGUUGAGUCUACGACGACAGGAGAAGCGAAAGCUGAGCUUGAAGUCCCUGUAUUAAUAAAUCAUAAAGCUAACAUUUCAAUAUUGGAAUUAAAGGCAGCUGAUUCUUUUGUUGUACAACCUGAAGAAUCAAAACAACCAGAAUUGAAUUUAGAAAAAGUAAACAAACAGGAAUCUAUAGCCAAUGUCGAACCGUCAAAUUUGGGAGUAGCCGAAAUUUUAACAACAAAUAUUUCGGAAUCUUCAAAACAUAUAUCAGAAGUGGAGAAAAUUAAAAAUCAACAAGCUCAUGUUGAAGUUACUGAAUAUAAGGCUAUAGAAACCACGGAAGUAGCUCUUGCCGAUCUAACGUAUCAAAAAAUUACAAUACCAGACACAGAAACCAAACAAAUUAAAACAGCAAUGGAAGAAACAGUCCAAUCCGUUGCCCAAAAAACUGAAGUUCAUCUUACUGAAGCUGGAAUUCCUAUUCCUAUAGCACCUAAAGUCCCAAGAAAGGAAGCAAAUAUUAAAUUUAGUUCUAUAAAGCCGAUAGAACAAGAAACAAUAACAACCCUAGAAGUUACUGAAGGUGAUAUACGUGAAAAAACUGAGAGCGUCAGUCGUGCGGCUAGUUUAAAAGUCGUUGAGGCAACAGCAGCCAGCGUUGAACAAACUACAGCAGUAUUAGAAGCUACAAAGCAUACUGUUACAGAAUCAGAAAUACAAGUAAAAGAAAAACAAUCUCAAACACUCAUUGAAAAACCUACUUUAGCUGUAGCAGAAACAAUAACAAUUUUACCACAAGAAUCUAGAAAUGAAUUUGAAGUUAAAGCAACGAAAAAUCAGAAAGCUAAAAUAGGAGUGUCGGAAUUCAAAACUGCAGAAGUAAGCCUUGUUUCAUCUGAGGAAGCGAAAGAAUCACAAUUAAAGUUAAAAUCACUUGACGAAAAGAAGUCAAGAGAAUCGAUCGAGCUAUCAAGAUUAUCUGUUGCAGAAGUUUCAGCAACUACAGUUACCGAAUCCUCAAAGAAUAUAUUAGAAGCAAGGAGAACGAAAAAUCAACAAGCAAGCUUUACUUUUGAAGAACAUAAGGCUGUUGAAACAGAAGAAACUUUUAAAGAUAUGUCAUGUAAAACACUUACUUUACAAGGACCAGAAGAGAGGCAAACACAGACCAAGCUUGAGCAAACAGCUCAAUCGGUUGCGCAAGUGACUGAAGUUCAUGUAAAUGAGGCUGAAAAUAAAAUCUUCGAAUUGAAAGAUAAAGCAAUGGAAGCGAGCUUAGUACUAAAAGCCAUAACACCCUUAGAACAAGAAUCAGUAAUAACGUUGGAGGUUGUUGAAAAUGAUACUCAAAAGUCUAAGCAACUUAGCAAUAAAGCCAAUGUGGCCAUCAUCGAGUCCACAGCUACAGCAGUUCAAGAAGUACUAGCUGUUGCCGAAGUUAAGAAGGAGAACUUCGAAUAUAAAGAAAGUAAUGUUCAAGCAAAUCUCGGGAUAGAGAAGUUAAAGAGAAGAGAAGCGGAAAUAAAAGAAGUAAAUUUACACCAGAAUUUCAAACUUAGCAAGCACAAAUAUAGAAAUGAGCAUGUCAAACCAACAACACCAGCGACUCCAGUGAUUGAGGAAUAUAUGUUUUCACUUGAAGCAGAACUGGAACAUCCUUAUAUUAUAGGACCUGGUGUUUCUGAAGAUGCUUUGUUUAAAAUCAAGGCCCAAAGGAAUCAAAUAGAGAGUGCUGACACAAGUUACACUCUAGCAAUCGAAAGUACUAUUGACGCGGAUUCUGAAGAUAUUGAGGAAAUUGAAGAAGUUGAAAAUUUAUAUUUAGAUAAAAAAUUAAUCGAAAUUCAAGAUACGUCUGUCAAUACAUCUGAAACACAGAGAACCAAAGCUUCUACUCAUAUCGGUUUAGUAUCUCAGGACAUUUCUGCGGAUACUCAAAAUUUGAACGUUAAUCGAAAAAUAUUGAAGCAAAGACAAGCCGCUAUGCAAGAAAAAUCAUUGGCAAAUGGAACGAGUCACAAACGAGUACGAUUUGGUAUAAACGAAUUAGGCGUGUCAUCUGAAACAAAUCAGUCGUCAGUGGAAAUAGCUCAAGACUUAUCCGCAGCAGCUCUCAGUAACGAAGCUAGCUAUAAACUUUCUCUAAAGAAAGCAAUGGCGGGCAAACAAUCCGUAAUGAGUCAUUCGGAGAAUAAAUCACUGCAAGCUAGUAAUGUUGUAACUGGUAUGAGUUCUAAAAUUAAAACAUCGUCAAUUGAAAUAGCUCAAGACUUGGAUGCCGAAGCCAUCAGCAAUGAGGCUAGCUUCCAACUUUCUCUAAAGAAAGCUAUGGCAGCGGAGGAAUCUAUUAAUCAAUCUAAACAAAAGUCACUACAGAGUGGAUUCGUAGCUGGUGCGUCAACUGAUAUUAAUGUGACAUUAACAAGCCCUCAAUUAUCUGCUGAGGCUUCGGGUCAUGAUGCUAGUUACAAACUUUCCAUCCAACAUUCAGCUGAUGGACAUAUGGAAGAAAAAGCAAUGUUCAACCAAGGCUUAACACAGGUCACAUCUCAGUCAUCUUCAAGUGGAACUAAACAAGUUAAAUCGAGCAAAUCUAUAAAAUCAGCACAAAAACAAGAUUCAUCACUUCAGAUGGCCCUAGCUGAUUCAUCAGAAGCCAGUAUGCAACGAAAGGAACAAGCCAGUUACAGUUCAAGGCUAAAUCAAUCAUCGGCGGAGGAAAUUUUUUCAACGGAAACAUACCAACACCUAGACCUAGGCUUACAUGAUUCAGAAUUACACGUAGCUGCAGAUGCAUCUUUAGAAGCCUAUGAGGAAUCUGGAGCGAUGCAAUAUUCAGCUGAAAUAAUAGAAGACGUAUCAAAAAAAUCUUUAUUAAGAGACAAACUAACACUUCGAACUGAUAUCGAAGGAGCGAUUACAAAUGGCUCUAUAUCUUCACCACCACUCGUACCUCCUACUCCUUUGACCGACGAAUACGUAUUUAGAUUGGAAACAGAUAUGCCUGAAGAAUCUCCUUUCAUCCAGAGAGAUUGCUCGAUCAGUCCAGACAGCAUGCAUGAAGAAAUCAUUGUGAAUGGUCUCAUACCGCACUACAAGACAAUAGUUGGGAGAAGGGUAGUAUAUAGCCCUCCUCUUCCCACACCACCUACAUCCCCCGAUAAAACGAAGCCCGCGUAUAGCAAACCUGGUUUAAAAGGCGGUUCUAAUACACUGGAAAUGACUGAGACGGAUAUUCUCGAAUGUCAACGUAAUAAAAAACUUGUACGAGCAAUAGAUCGGACAUUGAGACAGAUAGAGGAAUACAAGGCGUCGGUAGGAAUGACUGAUGAGAUAUUUAGUAACAAAGAAGUUAAGGACAAAACAAUAUCCUCAGAAGAGAAAAGAGAAGAAUAUAUUGACAAAGAAAUCACACCGAUUUACAUCGUGGAAGAAAUAAAGGAAAAAAAUCGAGAAGUUGUAGAUGUUUCCGUAAAAGUAAAUAAUCUCACUGAACAUAAUGGUGACAGGGAAACUGUGACUGUCGUAACAGAUGAUGAAGAAGGAAACGAAGCACGAGAAGAAGAAUUAACGGUGUUGGAACCUGGUAUGUGGAGCGAAGUCAGCUGUGAGGAAUCACCAGAAAAAUAUUCUGAUUCUGAAAUAAUAGAAAAAGAACACAGAGAACAGACUGCAGCUGAUUUGACAGAAGCGACAAUGUUGCCUGAUAAACAAAUUAUUGGAGUCACGUCAGGAACAAGCGAAAUAAAUAAGAUAAUAUCAAAGACGCGCUUUUUACAAUUUUAACUAAAUAAAUAAAUAUAAUGAGCACA
Danaus plexippus (monarch butterfly) is the source of this 8064-nucleotide messenger RNA. RefSeq lists its product as uncharacterized. The coding region runs from base 41 to 8038 and encodes 2665 amino acids. The record is from RefSeq and is a predicted model, not a curated record. Lineage: Eukaryota; Metazoa; Arthropoda; Insecta; Lepidoptera; Nymphalidae. The transcript is spliced from 6 exons.